CAUUUACGAAACUACCCCUAAAUUCCUCCAAAUAUAAACCCUGGUCAUUUCAUCUUCCUCCAUCGCCUUCUCUGCUUUCUUUCACAAAAAAUCGUAAUAAUGUCGAAGAAGGUGAUUCUCGAGUACGAUGGCGCCUCGAAGGGAAACCCUGGGCGAUCUGGAGCAGGCGGUGUUCUGAAGUCUGAGAGUGGCGCUGAGAUUGCUCGAUUUCGUGAGGGUUUGGGGCAUGGAACCAACAAUGCUGCAGAGUAUGCAGCACUCAACCGGGGAAUGAAGACUGCACUUGAUAUGGGUUAUGAUCAGAUCCAUGUUAGGGGUGAUUCCCAACUUGUCCACAACCAGGUGCAAGGGCAUUGGAAAACCAGGAACGAGAACAUGUCUAGGUAUUGCAGCGAGGCUCAGCAACUCGGGAGUCAGUUUAAGUCAUUUGAUAUGGAGCAUGUUCCAAGGGGUUACAAUACUGCUGCCGACUCUGAAGCAAACAAAGCUGUUAACCUCCCACCUGGUCACGUUGAGACUGAGGGUGGUCCCUAUGGCUAUGGAGGUCGCUACUAGUUUCGCUGUUGUCUUGUUAGGGUUCGAGCUCAGCCUUCGUAUUUAAAUAAAAGUGGACGUAGGUUAUGCAUGCUGCUUUGGUUGUAGUCUGUCGUAGCUUGAAAUGUUUUGCGACUUAAGUAUAUUAUCUUAAGUACGUUGUCUUGAUACCUAGUGUUUCAACUUAGUUUGGCUUUUAGAAUGCAGUUUAGUUAUAAGCUUGGCUUCGGCGCUGAGAGUCCGCUGAAUGUGCAAUUAGAAAUUUCUCAUCGCUACCAGUGAGGAAUUGGCUGGUUAAGUGCAUUUAACCUUGCGUUCCUAAAUUUGAGGGAUAUUAGAA
Molecule: messenger RNA, 874 nt
Organism: Asparagus officinalis (garden asparagus)
Lineage: Eukaryota; Viridiplantae; Streptophyta; Magnoliopsida; Asparagales; Asparagaceae
Exons: 6
Coding region: 100-555 (151 amino acids)
Molecular function (GO): RNA-DNA hybrid ribonuclease activity; nucleic acid binding
Source: RefSeq, a predicted model, not a curated record